Kwoniella mangroviensis CBS 8507 is the source of this 474-nucleotide messenger RNA. RefSeq lists its product as uncharacterized. Lineage: Eukaryota; Fungi; Basidiomycota; Tremellomycetes; Tremellales; Cryptococcaceae. The record is from RefSeq and is a predicted model, not a curated record. The transcript is spliced from 3 exons. The coding region runs from base 1 to 474 and encodes 157 amino acids.
AUGUUGGUCAAUACAGUCCUUCUCGUAGCUUCUCUGACCAUCUUCUCCAUCUUCGGCUUUGCUUAUUCUCGACCCGAAACUGACUCUGGAGCAUUGUCACCCAUACACAGUAAGAGACAUGCUAUCUCAGGACAAAGAUUGAGUAACGCCGAAAGGAUCGCCAAAAGCGCCACCCUUCGCCCUCGUCAAUCUCAACCGCCUCAAACACAAGCAUUCCACAUCGAAGCAAGCAGACUGAAUUCAAAUCCUCCCCAAGUCGGUGGGUGGCUAACGUUUGAUGAUGACAAUGGUGUGGUAAUUUCACCUUUAAACGGCAGUCAAGCUUCAAGAGUAGUCUUCGAAGUUUCGAGUCCACUGUCCGCUGUAGGAGUCACCAUCAAAGCUAGAAAUGCCAUGGAUGAUGGGGAUUUUCCAAUCGUUACCAGGGAUUGGGGGAAUCCCGAACAAACUAUGAGUACUAGAGGUAAUCAGUGA